Odocoileus virginianus texanus is the source of this 3247-nucleotide messenger RNA. It is a transcript of the gene SERTM1, whose product is annotated as serine rich and transmembrane domain containing 1. NCBI's taxonomy places the organism in Eukaryota, Metazoa, Chordata, Mammalia, Artiodactyla, Cervidae. The record is from RefSeq and is a predicted model, not a curated record. Gene Ontology annotation, cellular component: intracellular membrane-bounded organelle.
AAAAUGUAAACAUUUUCUCUUCCUGUGCUCAUUUUCUAUUGAAAAAAAAAAAAUUUUUUUUUUUGAGGGGAAGGUGUGUUUAACUUUGAGAUAGAGUGACUAAUAGCACCACAAAACAUGGUGUUCCUGUAUGCAGCUAGUUAUAAUACCCUUCCCUACAAUGAUCAGCAUAUUGCCCUUGACCAUUUUUACUUCCACAGAUGAGCAGAGAGACAAGGACUGUGAUUGUAAGAGACUUGGUAAUUUUCAAAGAAUGGGAUUAUCAUAGACUUUAACUUUACGUUAAAAAAGACAACAAUGCAUCCUGUUUCCACAUCCAGUCACAUCUUCACUGAUUCACAAUGUGUCAAAGGACACCUGGUACCUGCCGCCUUUGCUUGGGAACUGAGAAGUUGUGUUGUGCUGCAGUGUUUGCUGAUGCUAUCACGACAGAAGGAAUGCUGAUUCUGUCCCUUUUAACGCCUGUGUGAAACUGACUUUUCAUACACUGUGCAUUCUGUGACCUUCCAUGAAGAUGUCUGAACCUGACUCUUCCUCUGCGUUCUCGGGGAGUGUGGAGAAUGGAACUUUCCUCCAGCUGUUUCCCACAUCCCUGUCCACAUCGGUGGACCCAUCCUCGGGCCACCUGUCAAAUGUCUACAUCUAUGUGUCCAUAUUCCUCAGCCUGUUAGCCUUUCUGCUCCUGCUUUUAAUCAUCGCCCUCCAGAGGCUCAAAAAUAUCAUCUCCUCCAGUUCCUCCUACCCGGAGUAUCCAAGCGACGCUGGGAGUUCUUUCACCAACUUGGAAGUCUGCAGUAUUUCCUCGCAAAGGUCCACUUUUUCAAACCUUUCCUCCUGAAUGGAAUAAUUCUUCAGUGCCGUGGUCGCUGAAGCUUUCCCUCAGGGGAAGUAUCACAGGAAGCAGGCACCUCAGGAAAGAAAUGCCCAUUUUGUUCUUUUUCCCCAGUUAGACCUUGUUCUCCUCCUCCUUCAGCCCUGAUUUCUUUUUCUGUUCAUGAUGCUUUUAGUGUGAAUGUAGGAGUUGAUGCUGACAGAAAUGCUUGCAUGGUGAAGAAUUUCACCCAGAUUGCUUGAUGAACCUGGAGCUGGCUUCUCGGUGGGGCAGGCCACCCUGUUGGACACCGGAGGCCUAACUCACCUGAGGCGGCCUCGCAGAGGAAGCUGGAUCAGGGCUCUGCACUUUUGUUUCUCUUACAAAACCAUGAAAUCAAUGGAGCCAGCAGAAACUGGCAAAGUGAAGUCUGAGCUAUGUAGAAGAUAUUUUACAUAUUGAAAAGAUAAAGUGAAAAGCACCAAGUUUUUAAAAAAAAGUCAGUUUAGAUUUCAUGUAUAACAUCUCUACAACCAGAGGCAAAAAUAUGCUAAGUGUUUUAUUUCAUUUCACUUUAACCAAUGAAAACCACAUUUAUUGAUGAAUUAAGUCAUAUAUGGAGAAGUUCUGGAAGACUUUAACUUUUAAUAGCAAGACAAAUAUGUAUUAUGAUGCCAUUUGUAACAUAUUUCUGCCUGUUGGGGUUUUUUUCCUACUUAUGUUAUAGUCUUAAUGACUCUAUGUUUGUGGAAUUCUUUGUGAUAAUUGCUGUUGCUAUUACUAAGACAGGCACCAGAACAGACACUGGAAAUUUUUAUUUUGUAUCUGUAAUUUCCAUCAGUGGGAAUCAUACAUACGGAAAAUACUCAUUUAGUUGUAUUUUGCAAAGUAAUAACUCUUCGUGGUUGUGAAAGUAUGUUCCUUUAUUCAGUUUCACAGUCUUCAUAAGCUCAGUGCAGAAUUAUAUUGACUUCAAGAUGUCAGAUGUCUGUUCACUCACAUGAGGUUGCAAAACUUAGAAGACUCCAUUGCUAAAUAUUUAUGUUGUUAUAUACUCUGUGAAUGUUACAUGUCUCUGAUAAUUCACUGUUGUGUGUUACCGUAAGACUCUACAUUAGGAUUCCAGGAUGUGGAUUUAUGUUUAAAAUUGUAAACACAUUGGGUAGGGGGCUGCUAUACUGUGGUCAGCCAAGCACACUUGAACUUGGGGCUUUGUGCAUGAAAGGAGGCACCCUCCAGAGCAUAGACAUGGAAUGUGGAGGGACUCAAGUUGCCCCAAAAAAAACUAACAAAGCAAGCAAAGAGUAGCUUUGCUACUUUGCAGCUUCUUAAGAGUAAGAAUUUUAAUAUAAUUUUUGAAAUCAGUGGUCCACCAUGUAAACACUGAAUGUAUUCAUCCUGCAAAGCCCCUGCAUCAGCAUGGCCCCAUCUGCCCAGGGCAACUGGACAUUUCUUAUCCAAAAUAUUUAAUAAUCUGGAGUGGUGGGGCCUUCAAGCCACCCUUUGGUUUGGUUGCGUGGCUUCUGGAGUAGGAUAAAGAAUGCACCAUUUUUACAGGUCAUACCUUUGUCAUUCUAAAAUGCUGAGAGAGAUGUGAAUUCACAGGAUCAGAAGGUGUUUGUUUGUUUGUUUUUUUAAUCCAUAAGCCUCGCUGAAAUCCAACCGUAUCAGAAGGUUUAUGUAUCAAAAAUCUCCCCAAACACUAAAAGACCUGCACAGAGUUGCAGCCCUGAAAUAUGUAAUGAGUGAAAAUUUCCCCUUUGCUGUCAUUUAAAGCACAGCAGUGUGUUACAAUGUUAUUAUGUAGUAUAAAUGCUGGACUGGAAAAACUCUAUUUUAGACCAUUAUUAGCAUUCUCAGUGUGUGUGUGUGUGUGUGUGUGUGUGUGUGUGUGUGUGUGUCUCCGUACACAACACAGAAUAUAUUAUAUAUAUAUAUAUAUUCACACCCUUCCCAAUUAAGAGUUGUGUGAAAGCUGCACAGGAUUCAGAGGCAUCUAUAUUAUCACUUUUGCUCUUUGAUUAAUCUUGUGCUAUUUUGGUUACCAAGGAAGAAAGGACUCCGAUGAACUGAUUUUAAAAAAUAAAGGAGCAAAUUUGCCACAUGACAGUAUAAUCUGUGAAUGAUCUGCUCUAAGGGGGUAACUUUACACUGUUUCCUUCUGGGAGAGAUCUAAAGGCUUCCAGGACUAAAACUAAUUUUUUUUUAAAAAAUUUUCAGGCACACCCCUCCCUUCCCCUCCCACCCAACCCCUCUCCACGAGGGUUCCAGCUCUCAAGGUUAGUGGUUGGGAGCAACAUUCAAAGACAUAAAAUAGGGUUUGUCACUCCCAGCUUGUCAGGAUAACACACUGUACAACCUGAGAUGAAUUUGUGUUAAGAAGUUCAGGAAGGUUGGAAGACUGGUUUAUAAAUAAAGAAAUCAAGCCCACUGGAA